UAACCUGAGCUGUGUGAACUUGUUCACCCUCAAUCUCAAAUCUCACCCUAUAUUUUUUUUCUUUCUUCAUUUCCAAUCUCCCACUCAUCUUUCUUUGUUUUCUUCUCAACAACCUAUAAAAUUUGAAAGUGUAAUGAUGUAGAAGAAUAAUAAGAGACCAAAACAGUGUUGUCAAAAAAACAUACAUAUUAAUUGGUCACUUUGUUGUUGUGUUGGAAUUGUUUGAUGGGUGAAGAAAAGGGAAAAGAACAAGUGUUGAGAAAAAAGAAAGGUAGACACAUGGGAGUUAAUGGAGAUAAAUGGUUGUAUAGUAGCUGUUUAAAGAAUUGUGCUAAUUGGCGUUGCUUAAGAUACCAAAACUCUCCAUUUAAGUGAAACAAAAACAAAACAAAACAAAACAAAACCUUUUUCUCUUCAAUUUAGAUCUCAAUUUUCACUAAUCAAAUUUAAGGACCUUAAUCUUAUAUCAUAAGAUCCGUGUCUUAGUUUAAGUACUCAUGAAGAGACUUGGAAGCUCUGAUUCUUUAGGUGCUCUCAUGACAAUUUGUCCACCAACAGAGGAACAAAUUAGUCCAAGGAACAACCACGUGUAUGGAAGGGAGUUUCAAUCUAUGUUGGAAGGACUUGAUGAAGAAGGGUGUGUUGAAGAACCCUUACAUCACUCUGAGAAGAAAAGAAGACUAAGUGUGGAUCAAGUCAAGGCUUUGGAGAAGAAUUUCGAGGUUGAAAACAAGCUUGAACCUGAUAGGAAAGUGAAGCUUGCACAAGAGCUUGGUUUGCAACCAAGACAAGUUGCUGUUUGGUUCCAAAACCGUCGUGCUAGAUGGAAAACCAAACAAUUGGAAAGAGAUUAUGGUCUUCUCAAAGCUAAUUAUGAUGCGCUUAAACUUAAUUAUGACAACCUCCAACGUGACAAUGAAACCUUGCUCAAAGAGGUUAAGGAAUUGAAAUCAAGAAUGCAAAUAGAAGAAGAAAACACAAGUACUGAAAGCGAUGUUUCCGUGAAAGAAGAGUUAAUAACUCUACAAGACUCUACAACCACACCAACUUGUGAUGAAACCGCCAUUCCCGAAUCAGAUUCAAAGGAUUUAAACUACGAAUGUUUCAAAAACAGUGAUGGUGUCGCUUCUCUGUUUCCUGCGGAUUUCAAAGACGGUUCUUCAGAUAGCGACUCAAGCGCAAUUUUAAACGAAGACAACAAUAACAGUCCCAACGCAGCGAUUUCUUCAUCUGGGGUUCUCCAAAAUCACAACUUUUUGAUGUCGUCUUCGCAAUCUUCAAUGAGUUGCUUUCAAUUUCAGAAGUAUGUGAAAAUGGAAGAGCAAAAUUUUCUUGGUGGAGAUGAGACAUGUGAUUUCUUCUCAGAUGAACAACCACCCACUCUUCAGUGGUAUUGUUCGGACGAUUGGAAUUAAGAGAAAAGAGUUUUAAACUUGGGGGGGUGGGAAUAGAAAAAUAAGACAUUAUGACACGGUGUAUUGUAGUAAAAAUGGAUCAAUGAUCGCAUGGUGUGGGGUCGGAGAUGAAAGGUUGAUGAUGAUUAAAGCCGUGCGGAGAAGAGUUAAUUCAUCAAUAAUAAUGAUAAGGUUGAAAUUAAAUAUGUCUUGUACAAAUUUUGAAAUUCAUUGCUACAAAAUAUUUAAUGUUCGCAGCUUAAAUA
Cicer arietinum (chickpea) is the source of this 1660-nucleotide messenger RNA. RefSeq names its product homeobox-leucine zipper protein ATHB-6-like. Gene Ontology annotation, biological process: positive regulation of DNA-templated transcription. Gene Ontology annotation, molecular function: sequence-specific DNA binding; DNA-binding transcription factor activity, RNA polymerase II-specific. NCBI's taxonomy places the organism in Eukaryota, Viridiplantae, Streptophyta, Magnoliopsida, Fabales, Fabaceae. The record is from RefSeq and is a predicted model, not a curated record. Gene Ontology annotation, cellular component: nucleus.